Messenger RNA from Drosophila yakuba, 7526 nucleotides. It is a transcript of the gene nAChRalpha1, whose product is annotated as acetylcholine receptor subunit alpha-like 1. The transcript has 10 exons. Gene Ontology annotation, cellular component: neuron projection; postsynaptic membrane; synapse. Gene Ontology annotation, biological process: monoatomic ion transmembrane transport; nervous system process; regulation of membrane potential. The coding region runs from base 1614 to 3326 and encodes 570 amino acids. NCBI's taxonomy places the organism in Eukaryota, Metazoa, Arthropoda, Insecta, Diptera, Drosophilidae. The record is from RefSeq and is a predicted model, not a curated record. Gene Ontology annotation, molecular function: transmembrane signaling receptor activity; acetylcholine-gated monoatomic cation-selective channel activity.
CAGCGGCGGCCAUCAGUAGUUGCCUCAGAGCCCGCGGGUUGAAGAAAUCGUACGCAUCGAGCGAGUGACAAGCGCCGCGUCUCACCAAACAAAGAAAAGCAAAAGCAGAGCCCUAAAAAAAAGAAAAAGAAAAAUACAAAAAAAAAAAAAAUCCAUAUAAAAAAACCAAAAAAAAACCAAAACUAAAACAACAGAUAAACGUAGAAUACCUGCUACACUGACACAAAAUCAGAGCCAGUCCAACGAAUAUUUUGUAGUAAACCCCAAUAAAAAAAACAAAACCAAAAACAAUCGCAAUCGCAACAAAAUGCUGCCACGAAUCGCAGGCAAAUGAGCCCGCUAGCCAACGGCUCCCAUCUGCGGCUGCUGCAGAGCAGCGAGUCCGAGCCCGGUCCCGCAUCCGCACUCGCAUCCGCAUACGCAUCCGCCUCCGUAUCCGCAUCCACAUCCGCAUCAGCCUCUCGCCGCGUCGCCCCGUGUGUGUGCCAGUGUUCAGCCAAAGCGGACCGCCAGCAAUUGCAGUGUAAGGCGGUGUCCGCCAAUCGCAUUCCAGCAGCAAACUAAUCUAAACGGCGCCGAGUGUCGCAUCUGAAAAUUGAGUUUCGUUUCCGGUUCCGCCGCGCGUCUCUCAAUCCGUUUGGCCAAGUCGGUCGGUUGGUCCGUUGGUCCUUUGGUCCAGAGAAGUUCCGUUCCGUUUCGGCGCGGUCUGGUCGGUUGAAUCGGUCGUCCGUUCAGACAGUUUUUCCUGCUCAAAAAUUGAUGACAGCAGCAGCCCUGUAAUCGACAACAACAUUGAAGACUGCUAACUGGAAUUGCUUCGAAACAUCACCAUCAAAAACGAAGAAACAACCACAACAAAGUGCUGCCAGCAACAAAAAAACGUAAUCAGGAAUUUAAGCAAAACCCAACAGAGAAACAUCAGGGACAGGAAGGAAGACACAGAGAGCAUGUUCAUGGAAUUGUCAUCGUUAGCGAGCAACUGACGCAACAGCUCAAGGCAUGUGGCAACAGCAACAGCAGCAACAGCAGCAGCAGCAGCAGCAACACUGAGCGGCAGGAGCAACAUCGGGCAAGAGAAGCAACUAGGAGCAGGACAACCUCCGUGGACAGGUGGUGUGCUGCUGUAAAGCAGCACCAUAGCUGCCAUUACAAUAGACGCCGCGGCGCAACAGCAACGCUGUCGUCGUCACAAUCAACGCCAGCGACAACACCACCCGCAUCAUCGCCAUCGCAGACGACGACGGCGCAGCAGCAGCAGCAGCAGCAACAACAACAGCAGCAACAGCAACAGCAGCAGCAGCAGCAGCGGCAGCAACUGCAACUGCAACAUCAGCAACUGCAGCAGCAGCAGAAGCGGGCUGUUGGGCGCUGUGGGCGUGGCCGGCAGCUGCCCAUUGCUCGCCACCCAGCAACUAAUCGAGGAGCCGGGCAGCAGCAACAACACUGGCGACGACGACGGCGGCGCAGCAGCAGCAGCAGCAACAACGCAGCAGCAGCAGCAGCAACACUGCGACCUGCAACAUCAGCAUUCCGGUCGUCGGCGACGCUACGACGGCCUGUCAUCGGUAGGCAAUGCAACGCGCUGUGCAGCAACGGGUUGGACCUGGCGUAAGAUGGGUAGCGUGCUAUUCGCAGCUGUAUUCAUAGCAUUACACUUUGCCACCGGCGGCCUGGCCAACCCAGAUGCAAAGCGACUCUACGACGACCUGCUGAGCAACUACAAUCGCCUCAUCCGACCCGUGGGCAACAACUCGGACCGCCUCACCGUCAAGAUGGGUCUGCGCCUCUCCCAGCUGAUCGAUGUGAAUCUGAAGAAUCAAAUUAUGACAACCAAUGUGUGGGUGGAACAGGAAUGGAACGACUAUAAAUUGAAAUGGAAUCCGGAUGACUAUGGCGGCGUGGACACGUUGCACGUUCCCUCCGAGCAUAUAUGGCUGCCGGAUAUUGUGCUCUAUAACAACGCCGAUGGCAACUAUGAAGUGACAAUAAUGACAAAAGCAAUUCUUCAUCACACGGGCAAAGUGGUGUGGAAACCGCCCGCCAUUUACAAAUCCUUUUGCGAAAUUGAUGUCGAGUACUUUCCCUUCGACGAGCAGACAUGUUUCAUGAAGUUCGGCUCCUGGACCUACGAUGGUUAUAUGGUCGACUUGAGGCACUUGAAGCAGACCGCCGACUCGGACAACAUCGAGGUGGGCAUCGACCUGCAGGACUACUACAUCUCCGUGGAGUGGGACAUCAUGCGGGUGCCGGCGGUGCGCAACGAGAAGUUCUACAGCUGCUGCGAGGAGCCGUAUCUGGACAUUGUGUUCAAUCUGACGCUCCGCCGGAAGACGCUCUUCUACACGGUCAACCUGAUCAUACCCUGCGUGGGCAUCUCGUUCCUGUCCGUUCUGGUCUUCUAUCUGCCCAGCGACUCCGGCGAGAAGAUCUCGCUCUGCAUCAGCAUCCUGCUCUCGCUCACCGUGUUCUUCCUCCUGCUGGCGGAGAUCAUUCCGCCCACCUCGCUGACGGUGCCGCUGCUGGGAAAGUAUCUGCUCUUCACCAUGAUGCUGGUCACGCUCUCCGUCGUGGUCACCAUCGCCGUGCUCAAUGUGAAUUUUAGAUCCCCUGUCACACAUCGCAUGGCGCCGUGGGUGCAGCGCCUCUUCAUCCAGAUCCUGCCCAAGCUGCUCUGCAUCGAGCGGCCCAAGAAGGAGGAGCCCGAGGAGGAUCAGCCGCCCGAGGUGCUCACCGAUGUCUAUCACCUGCCGCCGGAUGUGGACAAGUUUGUCAACUACGAUUCGAAGCGUUUCAGCGGCGACUACGGCAUUCCAGCACUACCCGCUUCGCAUCGCUUCGAUUUGGCCGCCGCGGGCGGGAUUAGCGCCCACUGUUUCGCGGAACCGCCGCUGCCCUCCUCACUGCCACUCCCCGGCGCCGACGACGAUCUGUUCAGCCCCUCGGGCCUCAACGGAGACAUCAGUCCCGGCUGCUGUCCUGCCGCUGCAGCCGCCGCUGCCGCCGCCGCCGCCGAUCUCAGUCCCACGUUCGAGAAGCCCUACGCCCGCGAAAUGGAGAAGACCAUCGAGGGAUCCCGCUUCAUCGCGCAGCACGUGAAGAACAAGGAUAAGUUUGAGAGUGUGGAAGAGGACUGGAAGUACGUUGCCAUGGUAUUGGAUCGUAUGUUUCUGUGGAUCUUCGCGAUCGCUUGCGUGGUUGGAACAGCGCUGAUUAUCCUGCAGGCGCCCAGCUUGUACGACCAAUCGCAGCCGAUCGAUAUACUCUACUCGAAGAUUGCCAAGAAGAAGUUCGAGCUGCUCAAGAUGGGCAGCGAGAACACCUUAUAGCGACCACUUGGGUUCGCGGCCGGCUGGUGGAAUCUAAUCAUCAGCUCGCUGCGGACCCUGUUCGCCGCUCGCGACGAUGAUCGUGGAUAAUAUACGAUGAGCCACACCAUGAGUAUUUCCUCGGCGUUGUACAACACUAACAGUAGCAGCAGCAGCAGUAUAAGCAACGCCACUGACAGUGGCAGUGCCAUUGGCAGUGUUGUAAAGGCUAUUGUGAGUAGUGUUGGCAGCACCAACGAAACGGAUGACUCGUGGAGCCCAUCGUAAGUGUCCGCGAGGCGAGUGAAGUGAACAUUGCGAAAUGAAUUCAGAUACAAUCGAAUGGAGGCAAGUUUUUGGAGCAGUUGAUCAAAAUAUGUAUGUAAUGUAAUUUGAUGGAGUUGUAGUGUUGAUUAACCGCGACAGUGCUGGACAGCGAAGCAAGCCACAAGAUAGCUGCGAAGCGAAGCGUAGUUUGUAAGUUUUUUGAUGUACUUGAUGUAUGAUUGUGUGGUCGAAGAAGUUUAGGUGGUUUCGGUGGUUCCCGAACCAGUGUUGUAAAAAGCGUAUGGAGUUUUGUAAGUUAUAUUGUAUUUUUGAGCGCCAAAAAGUUCCUUGUUACAUCUUUUAGUUUUAAAGUUCCACACACAACACAACACAACAACAAACAAGAAAGCAAACAAAAAUGAUGAAAAAACAAAUGAAAAUGUUUUAAAAUUGCAUUUUAAAUUUAAAUCUGACUGCAUGUGUUCAGUGCGUGAGUGUGGGUGCUUCUGCAGGAGACUGUGUGAGUGUGUGCGUGCCACAAUAUACAUACAUAUGAAGAAGAAAAUCAAUUUUAAUGGUUUAUUUAUUUGUGCAUAUAUUUCGCAUUAUUUUUAGCAAAGCAAAAACAAACACAGAAGAAUUGCGCCCCACGCAGAAUGGGUAAAAAUUAAGUCUCAUAAAAUUCCAAUCUAUUUUUAGCAUAAAUAAGUGAAGUAAAUACGAUAAACUACAUUUAAUUAGCCAAUAAGUCGUAACUAGUGGUAGCUAAGCAAAUCUAGUAUUGAAUUAAAUUUAAUAUUAAAAAAAACAACACGAGAUCCGACACAUCGGCUCGUAUGAAGCGCGAAAUUCUGAAAUAAAUUUAGUUGAAUGUCGAUACAAGCGAGUCGUCGUCACAUUUUUAAAGUCACACAUUUUUACUAACCACACGAGCAACCAACACACACAAACAUAAAUAUAUAUAUACACAAAUAUAUAUAUUAUAUCGUGCAAGCAUACAUAUAAAUAUAUAUAGAGUACGUAUACGUAUUUAUAGGAUUGCAGCUAGUCGAAACACAAAACACAAAACAAUUUCAAUUAAAAACACGCACACAAACAGACAGACACGGUGCAAAACAAGUAACAAUAACUAAAGCGAAUGGCUAUUUGUUUAGUUUGAAGCCAUUUUAAUCAAUUAAAUUAUUGCGUUUAAAACGAAUUCCAUUUCCACUUGAUUUCGAUUUCGAUAUAGGUUUCGAUUUAGAUUUUGAUUGUUUUCCCCCAACCAACCACUCCACCCUUGCCGUUUAUAUAAGCAGCUCCUUUGUAGUUAUCGGCACUCAUUAUGCAUUCAUUGGAGCAUACGGAGUGUUCAGAAACCUUUGGCAGCUUCAAUUUAAAAUAAAAGUUUUUAAUUACUUUCAACGGGCCACGCGAGUGCCGUCCUGAGCUCCAAGUUCCGCCUUCUGAGGUCUGGAGUUCUCGUUUCUAGCCAUUCGAAUGGCCCCGAUUCCAGUGAGCGGCACACAGAAAACACCUUCAAUUUAAAUGCCAAAGCAAACGAAACUUGCCACAAGGUUGACUGCCACGCCCACACGCCCAUUCGCCCCUCGUUUAUGCCUUUGCAUUUUUAAUUGAUUUUGCAAAACUUUUUGCCGCCGAAGCAAAAAGAACAGUAAACAUUAAGCAAAUGCAAGCGCCACCGUUGCUUUUUCGCCAGAGGCGUUGCCCAAAGGGGGCGGGGCUUGGGGCGAAAGGGGGCGUGGCGGCGCCGCAAGGCAUGCAACAAAUUAAGUGCGGAAUGCAAUUUGCCAUGCUGUGUGCAUAAGAGGCUGUGUGCGAGUUAAUAAAAAGCCAAAAGUAAACAAAUACUUACACUCUGCUGAAAAUGCACUGAAAAUGAAAGAAUUUUCGAAGGGUUUUUAAGCCCAAAAUAAUUUCAGAAAUAUACGAUUCUAACGGAUUUCUUUCUACUUUUGUAAAACACUUCAAAUAGAAGGCUCAAAACGUUCCUUCUUAUUCAUAAAAGAAUAUGAAAUUAAAUUCCUUAAGUGUGUUAGAUGCUUAUAAAAGAAUUGCUCUCAGUGUAAUCACAUUCCAGCAACAAUAACUUGCCAAGCAUAAGUGAAAUCUGUGGAAACUAUUAGCAAAGAAUGUCGCGACAAGCGACAGCGACAACCCUGAGCUCGCUGCCAGGGUUGCCGAGCGGCCUGGGCGCUGCUCAUUGUUGCAGCUUCUGCUGCGUCGUCGUCAGCCGAGUUGUGCGUGCGAGGCGGCAAAAGUUUAAUUAAAAUUCCUAAUCGAAAAUAUUCAACAUUUGUGAGUGUGAAUUAAUUAAAAUAGUUUUCCAAGCCAACGAAUGUGGCACUGUUUAAACACACAGAAAAAGUGGCACACCGAGCUGGGCUAGAAAAUGAUAUAAAUUUCGUACUUGUUGUGGGUGAAAUGGUCGAGAGAACUGGGUGGGAAAUUUUAAAUUUUCAUGUUUUUAUAAUAAAAUAUUUUAUGCCAAUGCACACAGCCAAAGAAGACACACACACACAAUCACACGAUAGCGUAACAAAAAAAAAAAAAAGAGGAAAACUAAACAGGAAAAUCUAAAUAGCGGAUGCCGUUUUGGGUGUAUUAAAAUGUAAAGUGCAUAAAAAUCAACAGUUAACAUUUUUUAAAUAUCUAGCUAUUAAAACUAAACGUAUUAUAAAGCCUAUUAAAUAAACGUCGGAAUAUCAUAAAUCAAGUAAUUAAAUACAAAUGCGAGGACUAAACUUAGAAUGAAACCAAUGAUGUCACAUUCAAAUUAAAUCGGUUAAAUGAACAAUGCAAAAAGCAGCAAUAAAAUCCACAAAAAUACCCGUUCAUUUAUUUCACAAGCAGGAAAUACAAUUGUGCAACAUAUAUUGAAAUUAUUAAACUGAGCUUAUAAUAUAUAAAAUAAAUAAAAAAUUGACACACACAAAGUUGCUAACUAAAAUGAAGAAAAAAGGGCGUAAACAAUUUGACAACAUUCUCGACUUCCGUAUCGAAAAGCAUAAAAUAAAAAAGUCUGAAAAAAAUCAAGUAUAUAUAGAAAAAAAACAUACACAUAAAUACAUAGAAUAUGGAACACAACACAUGACACCUUUUAAAAUGCAAAACCGAAUAACCACUGACACAAGGCAAAUACGCAAAAAACUGAUUGCAAAAUAUUAUUCAUAGAGGACAAAAUUGAAUUACACAAAAAGGACACAAGAUAUAGUUUAAAGCGAAAGGACAAACCGGUAUUGCCAAAUGGAAAAAUAAUAUAAAUUUUGUACAAUAAUAAUAAAUUCGGCUCUUAGUUAUUGGUUUUGUUAAACUUAAACUUCAGAAUCGUAGGCAAAAAAUAUCAACCAAUUUUGGUGUGACUUGUAAAUAUUAUAUACAUUUAAAUCAACAUUUGCUUAAGCUUUAAAUAUGUUUGUUUAAUAGGAAUUAUUCAAUCAAUUUAAGUGUGCUGAUAUAAGUUUUGUUUGAAUGCAUAAAAAUUGUUGAAUCGACUAUUUACUGUAAGCUUCUUAAUUUCAAACAAUUUUGUACAGAUUUCCAGCUUAACAAGUCUUUUGUUAUAGUUUUAGACAAUCAACUAUUAAAAUAUAUUUAAACGCAGCAAAGCGAAAUGAAAACAAAGAACUAAUGACAAGUAAAUGGCGUAACUUUUCUGUGAAUAAAAUCAACUAAAUGAGUAAAACCCGUAUAAAACAUUUAUGCAUAUUUAAACCUAAUGUCACUAUGCAAAUAUAAAAAAGCAAAAAGAGAAAAAGAGAAAAAAAGCAGACAUACAAAAAAUGCGAGAAGCGUGGAAGAACAAUUAGAUGAAAUUCAUUUCAACAAAAACCAUUUUUGUAAAUUGUUUCACUUGGGAAAUCGACACGCUAAAGCCAAAAAUAAAAACAAAAAACUAAAUAAAUAGAGACAUAAAUGAAAAAUCGUUUUACCAAAUAAUGCAAAAAAAAACAC